This is a messenger RNA of Rotaria sp. Silwood1, 768 nucleotides long. NCBI's taxonomy places the organism in Eukaryota, Metazoa, Rotifera, Eurotatoria, Philodinida, Philodinidae. The record is from the annotation of a GenBank genome assembly.
AUGCAAUGUUUUGAUUUUAGAUAUAUUCGUGAAAUAAUAAGAGAAAUGACAUCAACAAAACCAAUUGCAGUAGUUAUUGGCGUAGGUCCAGGUUUGGGAGCAGCAUUAGCCAAACGAUUUGCAACUGGUGGUUACUCCAUUGGUCUUAUUGCACGAAAAGAAAGUAGUUUACAACCUGUACAAAAAGAACUCGAACAACAAGGUCAUACAGCUUUGAGUGUUACAGCUGAUGCUGGUGAUAUAUCAUCUGUAAAAAAUGCUUUUAAUACAAUUCGAGCAAAAUUUGGCAAGGAUCCUGAAGUAUUGUUAUACAAUGCUAGUGGAUUUCUUUAUAAAAGUUUGUUGGAUUUGAAACCUGAAGCACUUCAAGAAGCACUUAAUAUCGGCGUUGUUGGUGGUUUAGUUGCCAGUCAAGAAGUUCUUCCAAGCAUGAUCAAAAAUGGCAAAGGAACAAUAUUGUUUACUGGUGCAACGGCUAGUCUUCGUGGUUCAGCCGAAUUUGCUGGAUUUGCUGCAGCAAAAUUUGCUUUACGUGCAUUAGCUCAAUCGAUGGCUCGUGAAUUCGGUCCAAAAGGUAUUCAUGUUGCUCAUAUAAUUAUUGAUGGAUUAAUUAAUACACCUAGUCAAGUUCAAAGUCAACCUAACAAAGAUAUUGAAUCAUUUCUUAAUAGUGAUUCGAUUGCUGAGACAUAUUGGCAAUUACAUAUUCAACCUCGUUCAACAUGGACACAAGAACUUGAUCUUCGUCCUUCAGUAGAGCCAUUUUAA